AUGGCCGACGACGAACUCGCGAGUCUCGCGGCGACGAAACGCCAGCAAAUCCUCCCUUACGGCCGGGUAGUUAACUUUGCUCCUGGCCCGGCAUGUUUGCCGGUUGAGGUGUUGCUUGAGGCGCAGCAGGAUUUUCUCAACUGGCGCGGCUGCGGGAUGAGCAUUUUAGAGAUGAGCCACAGAGGUAGGUAUUACCUCAAGAUGCUGGAAGAGACAAAAGGCCAUCUCGCCGCACUCCUCAAUCUGCCUCCGUCUCACCAUCUCCUCUUUAUGCAAGGAGGUGCGACCCUUCAGUUCGCCGCCCAGCCUCUCAACAUGCUCAGAGCUUCUGGGGACACUGCGGACUACGUUAUUACAGGGAACUGGAGUCGGUACGCCUUCAAAGAAGCAGGAAAAUACGGCAACAUGAGGGUGGCAGCAGACAACAAAGCAAACGGGUCUGUUGACCUUCCUGCCGUCACCGAAUGGAGCCUGAAUCCGAACGCGGCGUAUGUACACUACUGCGACAACGAGACUGUGUACGGCUUGGAGUUCCCUCAAACUCCCGAUCUCUCGCAGGCUCGUUUCUUGCCUCCCACAGAACUUCCUCUCUUCUCUUCCUCGUCGCCCUCUUCUCCAGGCCCUGGAGAUGCUGGAGCAAAUGGAAGUGCUGAAGGCAGCAACGGAAACGGAGGCGAAAAGUCUCCGGCCGAAUAUUCCGCGAAAACGAAGCUGCGCCUCACCAGUGACAUGUCCUCGAACUUUUGCAGCCGGCCGAUCGACAUUGAGGCACAUGCACUUAUUGUGGCCGGCGCUCAGAAGAACGUGGGACCGUCCGGCGUCACGAUCGUCAUUGCUCGGGAUGAUGUUCUUGGAAAGGAACUGGACCUCUGCCCGUCCAUGUGCAGUUACAGCCUGUGUAAGAAAGCGGAUAGCGCGCUGAACACUCCUCCCGUCUUCAGCAUUUACAUCGUGGGUCUGAUGGCGAAGUAUCUGCGCAAGCAAGGAGGCUUGGCGAGCUGGGCAGAUGUGUGCGCAAGGAAGGCGAAGAAGAUCUACGACGUGAUCGACGAAAGCGACGUCUUCCUGUGUCCUGUGGCCGAAGGCGCCCGGUCAAGAAUGAACAUUCGAUUCUCUGUCGUCGACCCCUCACACAGAGAAGAGCACGAAGCGAGAGAAGGAGCGACGAAGACAGCCCGCGAACAAGCUCCAGAGCACGUGGAACUGACACGAAAGUUCCUCAGAGAAGCCGAAGAACGGGGACUCUACCACUUGGAAGGACACCGCGCACUGGGAGGCUGCCGCGCCUCUCUCUACACAGGCAUGCCCAUGGAAGGCGUUGACGCCCUCGUUCAGUUCAUGAAGGAAUUUGCGGAAGAAAACAGCGACGUGUCGUCGCCAGAAACGAAGAAGUCCCGCCAAGCAGCGUAG
This is a messenger RNA of Neospora caninum, 1410 nucleotides long. RefSeq lists its product as hypothetical. NCBI's taxonomy places the organism in Eukaryota, Apicomplexa, Conoidasida, Eucoccidiorida, Sarcocystidae. The transcript is spliced from 10 exons. Gene Ontology annotation, molecular function: pyridoxal phosphate binding; O-phospho-L-serine:2-oxoglutarate transaminase activity. The record is from RefSeq and is a predicted model, not a curated record. Gene Ontology annotation, biological process: L-serine biosynthetic process. Gene Ontology annotation, cellular component: cytoplasm. The coding region runs from base 1 to 1410 and encodes 469 amino acids.